This is a messenger RNA of Rhinolophus ferrumequinum (greater horseshoe bat), 3910 nucleotides long. RefSeq names its product ELOVL fatty acid elongase 6 (gene ELOVL6). The coding region runs from base 311 to 958 and encodes 215 amino acids. The record is from RefSeq and is a predicted model, not a curated record. Gene Ontology annotation, cellular component: endoplasmic reticulum; endoplasmic reticulum membrane. Gene Ontology annotation, molecular function: fatty acid elongase activity. NCBI's taxonomy places the organism in Eukaryota, Metazoa, Chordata, Mammalia, Chiroptera, Rhinolophidae. Gene Ontology annotation, biological process: fatty acid elongation, monounsaturated fatty acid; very long-chain fatty acid biosynthetic process; fatty acid elongation, polyunsaturated fatty acid. The transcript is spliced from 5 exons.
AUUUUGUGUAGAGAACACGUAGCGACUCCGAAGAUCAGCCCCAAUGAACAUGUCAGUGUUGACUUUACAAGAAUAUGAAUUCGAAAAGCAGUUCAACGAGAAUGAAGCCAUUCAAUGGAUGCAGGAAAACUGCACCAGUGAACAAGUUAGAAGAUUGGAGAAAAUUGGCAUCUAAUCUCCCACCACCACCCACCCAUAAACUUCAAGGAGGCCUCCGGAAAGCCACCGAGGAGGCAAAAUUAAGAUACUGAAGAAAUCUUUCCUGUUUUCUGCUCUGUAUGCUGCCUUUAUCUUUGGUGGUCGGCACCUAAUGAACAAACGGGCGAAGUUUGAACUGAGGAAGCCUUUAGUGCUCUGGUCUCUGACUCUCGCAGUCUUCAGUAUAUUUGGUGCUCUUCGAACUGGUGCUUAUAUGGUGUACAUUUUGAUGACCAAAGGCCUGAAGCAGUCAGUUUGUGACCAGAGUUUUUACAAUGGACCUGUCAGCAAAUUCUGGGCUUAUGCAUUUGUGCUAAGCAAAGCACCCGAACUAGGAGAUACAAUAUUCAUUAUUCUGAGGAAGCAGAAGCUGAUCUUUCUGCACUGGUACCACCACAUCACUGUGCUCCUGUACUCCUGGUACUCCUACAAGGACAUGGUUGCCGGGGGUGGUUGGUUCAUGACUAUGAACUAUGGCGUGCACGCCGUGAUGUACUCUUACUAUGCCUUGCGAGCAGCGGGUUUCCGAGUCUCCCGGAAGUUUGCCAUGUUCAUCACCUUGUCCCAGAUCACUCAGAUGUUGAUGGGCUGUGUCAUUAACUACCUGGUGUUCUACUGGAUGCAGCAUGACCAGUGUCACUCUCACUUUCAGAACAUCUUCUGGUCCUCACUCAUGUACCUCAGCUACCUUGUGCUCUUCUGCCACUUCUUUUUUGAGGCCUACAUCGGCAAGAUGAGGAAAACCACGAAGGCUGAAUAGUGUUGGAACUGAGAAGGAAGCCAUAGCUCAGGGUCAUCAAGAAAAAUAAUAGACAAAAGAAAAUGGCACAAGGAAUCACAUAUGGUGCAGCUAAAACAAAACAAAACACAAGAGCAAACAAAACCCGAGGCAGCUUAGGGAUAAUUAGGUUGACUUAACCCAGUAAGUUUAUGAUCCUUUUUGGGUGAGAACUCACUGAGUGCACCCUUAUCCAACAGGACCGCUGCUAGAAGACCCUAUUCCCUCUUUAUCUGUCAACUUUAGGACAAAUGAGAGCAAAAGUGAGCCAGAGGCAGAGAGAGAGAGAAAUAGAACACAAACAAAGGCUAUUAACACUGUAUGAAAAGUAUUUACUAAGUGUUAUAUUUCUCUACGGAUGAAAGAAGUUUACUUAAACUGUGCAAGCACAUGCUCACACAAUCCUUUCGAAUCUUUUUGACACUAAACUGGAGCCAAUAGAAUAGAUAAAAAUGGAAGAGACACAGGGUGUAUAUCUAGAACAUUGAUGCUUUUGCAAAAAUUAAAGCCUUUUAAGAAAGUUUAGUUAGUUGUGGCCCCCAUGAGAAAAGAUGUCUUAAUCACCUCUUAUGAAAAUGGAUAUAAACAACUACAUUUCAACUAAGAAAGACUGGUGUUUUUCCCUUCACAAUACAGCCUCAGGCUAAUAAGUUUGCCAAAACUAAAUGGGGCACAAUUUUUUUCCAAGGUUCUUCUGGGAGGAUGGAAACAAAGCAGCUCAGUCCUGGAAGGGGCAGCUCCAUGUCAGAGCAUUUGCUAGUUUCACAGUAAUUUCUACUCUUAAAUGAGAUAUGAAGUAUUAUCCUUGGUUCAGGUGCCCCGGGCUUUUGAACAGAAGAGUCAAUACAGAAUAGAAAAGAUAAAACUCAACCAAAUGGUUUGAAAAUGGAUUCUGUACUGCAUGUGAAAAGGUUCAACCCAGUACCAUUCUUGAGCUGGGAAAGGGAAAAGAAGGAAAGAAGUGAGCCGAAGAUCAGUACAAUGUAUACUCCUCCCUAUUUGACUUCACACAUACUCAUAACUUUCCACAUGAAACCCUGUGGUACAGUCCAUAUUUUCUAUAUUUUUGUGAAUUUCAAAAAGAAAUCUGCAGGGCUGUUUCUGAUAUUGGGUGAACACUGUGUUUCUGCAUCAUCUGCAUUUGCGCCCGUAAGCAAUGUAGAGGUGUGUAAAGUGCCCUCUGCUGGUCAAGUGGAGAUACUUCAACAAACACUUCAUGCGAAGUUUGGCUGGAACAGUUGACAACAAAGGGCCCCCUACAGACUUAUCCUUCAAAUUUUAGAUAUGAAAUACAUGUCAUAUUUUUGGCCAAAUCAGAAGACAUUCUUCCUGCUUCAAGUCAGCUUCAGAAAUUUUUUAAAGGGACUUUCGCUCUGGAACUCAGAAAAUCAAUUAAGAGCCAUAUUCUUUAAAAAAAAAAAAAAAGGCUAGAUAAUAUAAUAUUAUCGGUAAUAUUUCAGUCCUUUACAAGCCAAAUAAAUGUGUAAACAUUCCUAGUAUUUCAAAGAAGCAAUUAUGUAAAAUUGUUCAAUGUGAUAUAAUAGUAUUCUAAUUGGUUAAAUAGCUUAAUGAUUAGACAAAUUAGUUGAAAAGAUUAGGGGCUACUACACUGCAUAGAUUAUACACGUAUAACCACACAUGUAUGCACACGGAUGUGGGGUACACUGAAUUUCGAAGCCCAAAUGAAUAGAAACAUUUUCUGGCUAGCAGAAAAAGAAACUAUAGUUUAUCUUUCUUGCUUUAUUUGAGAGUCUGCAGUAAAAGGGAUUUUUUUUCAAAUUAUUUUUAUAUUAUUUUAGCUUUAAUUGUGUUGUCAUUCAUGAAACAGAGCUGCUCUGCUUCUCUGUCAGAGAUGACAAACGCUUUCUCAGCAUCUCAUUUAUGUGUGGAAUUUAUUAGAAUACAGUUUUAUUCCAUUCUGUGUGAAUGGUUUGAACAGUGAACAAAGAAUCCGUGCAACCCAAGUCAUGACUGAUAGACUGGGGUGGGGGCUGGGGGUAUGCAGAGAGGGAAGCUGUUACAUCUGUAUUAAAUUAGUGUGAACAGUCUAUGAUGUCUUGACAUUGGUUCAUAGAUAAGAAACAAUUGAUGGAAGAAUGUAUUAUUAUGAGGACAAAAGCUGACAUGAGCUGAAAAGACAGGUCCUGCUAUAACAACUAAUAGAUUCUUAGGAUGCAAAUAAUGUUAUUUUGAGCUUUGAAAGUACAUGAUACUGUGCAAUAAGCUUUUUUUUUUUAUAACAGAAAAUAAGCCGAAUAAUUAAAAUGAGGAAAAGAUCAAAUAACAGCUGACUUGAGUUCAAUUGUAGGACCAGUUAGAGCUCAUCUGGUUGAUUUGACUUAAUUAUUUAAUCCAUUGAUCCUUUAAUACAGGUUAGAAUAAGGAAAUGAGCAUAGACCUUAAGACCCUAAGUGAUUCCCAAGCACUUUCAUUCUGAUACAGGUUCAUACUUGUGUUCUCGUGAAAUAAUUUAGAAUUUUUGUUUACAGGUUGAAUGUCUAAUAAAUAAUAGUUUUUAAAUUAGCUAAAUAUAUCUAAAGGCAUUUUUGAUGUUUAUCAUGGGAGGAGAAAAAACACAUUAAAAAAACAAAAUUCUGGUAUUACAGGUUCAGUACAAUGUUUUUAACAUCUCAGCUUAACUGCUUACUUAUAUCAAGAUAGGAGGCUGGACCACCUAUCCUGGAGGCUUUGCCACCAGGCUAGUCGAUGGCAAAUCUGAAACCUACCAGAGAAUUGACUGCCACAUAGCUAAUCCUGCUGUCAGUUAACAUUCCAGAAAAACUUGGGCAAGCAAGUUUUUAUAGCUGCCCCACUAUGCUGCAAUCGAUUAUCUUUCUACUGAAGAUUUUCCACUGCAUUCCAAUUACAGUAUGGUGAAAACAUUCCUGCAUUGAAAACAAAAACCAAAAAAAAAAAAAAAACCAAAUCAUUUCA